Molecule: messenger RNA, 3633 nt
Organism: Cryptosporidium muris RN66
Lineage: Eukaryota; Apicomplexa; Conoidasida; Eucoccidiorida; Cryptosporidiidae
Product: MutS domain-containing III family protein
Exons: 1
Coding region: 1-3633 (1210 amino acids)
Biological process (GO): mismatch repair
Cellular component (GO): MutSalpha complex; nucleus
Molecular function (GO): ATP-dependent DNA damage sensor activity; mismatched DNA binding; ATP binding
Source: RefSeq, a predicted model, not a curated record
AUGGUUAAACGAAAUACGACAAAUACUGGAAAUCCUAAUAAUGGUUAUCAAUCAAGUAUUUUAUCAUUCUUUACACCAUCAAGGAAAGGUGAAAUAACUGCUAAGAAUACCUUACAGACUAUGGACUGUGAAGUGGAUUCAAGUUCUAGGGAUUUAACACCACAGAUAAAUAUGCAAAAUAGUGUAGAAGUAAAUAAUUGUGUGGAAAUAUUGGAUAAUUUGGAAUUAUUUUCAGCAGAACGAAGUAUUCCUACAACGUGUGAAACUACUCCAAUAACGAGCACAUCUGUAAAGCUAAAUCCUAUAAAUAGUAGUGGAAGGAUAAGGAAAAUAUGCGAUGAUGAUGAUGACGAAUUUUUAAUUAAGAAAAUCUGUAGACAGUCAUGUUUAUAUAAGGAAGAUAAUGAGAUAAAUAAAGGAAUUCCCGACCUUGAUAACUUAUUAUAUGAAAUGAAUGAUGAAGAAUCAAAUGAGUUAAUUAUUGAUUCAAGCAUUGAAAUAAAUAAAUAUAAUAAAUUAGGUAUGAAUCUUCCAGAUAUUAAGUCUCUAAACAAAGAUUUACCUAAAAAUAUUGAUAUGGAGAGAGAUGACUUUAAUGAGGAUGAGGAGGUUGCAAAAAAACUUCUAAGUACUACUGCUGCCCAAGGAAGUCAAUUUUUUAGAGAAUAUGUGGAAUUGAUUAUUCAAUAUGGACGUCAGUUCUCUUUUCCACCAUGGCUUCAAUUAACGAAAAUUAAAGAUUCUAAUGGAAGAUAUCCAACAGAUCCAAAUUAUAAUCCAUCUACAGUUUGGGUACCAGAUUCAAAUAGUAAACUUGCUAAAGAAGAGAAGCAUCAUUUUACUCCAGCAAUGCAACAAUAUUGGGAAUUAAAGAAAGAUCACUUCGAUAAACUUGUAUUUUUUAAAAUUGGUAAAUUUUAUGAAUUAUUUUAUAUUGAUGCUUGUUUAUCUCAAAGAUUAUGUGAUUUACGUUGGAUGAGUGGAGAUGGGAAACCUCAUGUUGGAUUUCCAGAGGCAGCUUUACAUGCAUAUGCUAAUAAACUGGUUAAUUAUGGAUAUCGCGUAGUAGUAGUUGAACAGAUGGAAACUCCAAAAGAAUUAGAAGAAAGAAAUAAAACUACAUCUGGUAUUAAAAAAGAUAAGGCAGUAAAAAGAGGUGUUAAUGAAUUUUUUACAAAUGGGACUUUAGUCAGACCCAAUAUGCUUAAUGAUAUGGCAAGAAUCCUUAUGACUAUAUACGUGUUUUCAAAGGUGAAUGAUGAAGCUCCAGAUAACAUUAUUAAUGAAAUAGGAAUUGUUUGUGUGGAUAUUACAACUGGUAAAAGUGAAUUAUCUAUUUUAAAAGAAAUAGGUGAUCAUUUUCCUAUGGUAAAGACACUUGUAACGCAAGUACAGCCUAGAGAAGUUGUCUAUCUAUCUGGAAAUCUUCCAUUGCCUAUUUUGAGAUAUUUAAAAAAUACUACUCCUACAAUACAAUUGACUUCAUUUAGAGAUUUUAUGGAACCAAUUCUUGCAUCUAAAGAUAUUAUAGAACACUUUCAACGUGUAAAUGUUGAGAUACCAACUAUAAUUAAUGAAUUAUGUACUAAGUCUACAGCAUUAUGUACAGCAUUAUCUGGGACAUUAAAUUAUUUAAAAUCAAUUUUAUUAUGUGAUAGAUUUAUUCUGACUGGGAAUUUCCAACAAUACAACCCAGAUGAAAAGCAAUACCUCUUAUUAGAUGCUGGGGCUCUUAAAGAUUUAGAACUUUUACAAACACAACAAGGUGAUGAGAAAAAUUCUUUAUUUGGGUUUUUAAAACAUACUUCUACCCCUGGUGGUACACGUCUUCUCAGAAAGUGGCUUUCUCAUCCAUUAACUAAUGCAGAUAGAAUAAAUGAGCGUCUAGAUUGUGUUGAAUGGUUUAUUAAUCACCCUAAUGUACUAUUUAAUUUUUGCCGAGAACUUAAAGCAAUAUCUCCUAAUGGUAAUGGUUCACCUGGUUCAAAUCUUGAUCUUGAGCGCAUUAUAAAUAGAAUAACAACUGGAGCUCUACAAAAUACUAGGGGUGCUAUUUUUUUCGUAAAUGUUAUCCAAAAAAAGAUUGUGGACUUUCUUAAUUCUCUGGAAAUCUUUGAAAAAGUUCUCGAAUGCAUUAGAUCCAAUUUUGGAGAUAUUGAAUUACGAAAAACUAUGCCCACUUUACUUUUAGCUUUAACUGGUGUGAAUAAUUUACAAUGUGAAGAAAAAGCAACUGAACCUUAUCUUGGAGGCUUUUUACCAGAAAUAUCCGGAAUUGUAGAAAUAUUAAGAUCUUGGUUUGUUAAAGAUAUUAAUAAUGAAUGGAUACCAGCAUCUGGAAAUUAUGAUUUGUAUGAUUUAAAUUUGUCUUUAAUUAAUGAAACCAAGGAUAAACUUAAUUCUGAAUUGGAACUAAUUAGCUCUAAAUUAAAUAAUACAACUAUUAAGUUUGUUCAUAUGAAAUAUCGCUAUGAAGUAGAGUGUCCUGAUAAUAUUCCAAGAUCUAAACUUCCGAAAUUGGAGAUAACAUCAUCAAAAAAAGGUUUUAUUCGUUUUCACACUGAUAAAAUUAAAGAUUUAAUAUAUGAAUUGGAAUAUAGAGAAGAACAAUUGCAAAAUAGUUUAUUUCCAUAUAUUCAGGAAGCAUGUAAGAUGUUCCACUCUCAUUUCUCUUCAUUUUCUGCUAUUUCCGAUUCACUUUCACAAUUAGAUGUACUUAUUGCUUUAUCUAUUGUGUCAAUGGAUACAACUGAUGGCCCUUUUUGUAGACCAACUUUUUUGGAAGAUUCAGGGAAAUCAACUUUAGAACUUACUAAAUGCAGACAUCCUGUAGUUGCACGGCUUAAUAGUGGUUUUGUAGAUAAUGAUAUAUUUUUCAAUACUAGAGAUGUGCAUGCUUCAUGUAUAUUAGUUACUGGUCCCAAUAUGGGCGGUAAGUCGACUGUGUUGCGCCAGACAUGCAUUGCUGUAAUAAUGGCUCAUAUUGGCUGCUUUGUACCUGCUUCUAAAUGUUCUCUAACUUUAGUAGAUAGGAUUUUCACAAGAAUUGGAGCUUAUGAUUCUAUAUUAGAAGCGAAAAGUACUUUUUUGGUGGAAUUGGAAGAAACUGCAACUAUUCUAAAGCAUGCUACAAGAAAUUCCCUUGUUGUAGUGGAUGAACUGGGACGUGGUACUUCAACUUUUGAUGGGACUGCUAUUUGUGUAGCUACUUUAGAAUAUAUAUCACAUCAUAUUCAAUGUAGAUGUUUAUUCUCAACUCACUUGCAUUUGCUUUGCCAAGAAUUUAGCGAGGAUCCUAGUAUUAUUGCCUUUCAUAUGGAUCUGAAAUUGAGCCAAGAUACUAAAACAAUAACAUUUUUAUAUAAAUUUGUCCGUGGAAUAUGCCCUAAAUCUUAUGGUAUGAAUGUCGCACAAUUGGCUGGUAUUCCAGCCGAAGUUAUAGAUAAAGCAGUGAAUUUAGCAGGUGAGGUAGAACUCUGUACAAAUAUUUUAAGACAUAUAGCUUAUGUAAGAGUUUUAUUACUGAAUAUUAUGGAUUUGGAUCCAUGUGAAGCUUAUAAGUUAUUAAGUCUGAAGGAAAACAAGCUUUAUGAAGACUUGAAUAACUGCUCUCAACAUCAAGUUGUGAUCUAA